Messenger RNA from Metarhizium robertsii ARSEF 23, 5022 nucleotides. Its product is annotated as NACHT and WD40 domain protein. The transcript is spliced from 3 exons. Lineage: Eukaryota; Fungi; Ascomycota; Sordariomycetes; Hypocreales; Clavicipitaceae. Gene Ontology annotation, cellular component: nucleus; transcription repressor complex. Gene Ontology annotation, molecular function: protein binding. Bases 1 to 5022 code for a protein of 1673 amino acids. The record is from RefSeq and is a predicted model, not a curated record. Gene Ontology annotation, biological process: negative regulation of transcription by RNA polymerase II.
AUGCCACAAAAAAAGGAGACCUUUUCUGUGCUGACGCCCAUCCCGGGCGACAUACCACGUCAGCUAGCCAUCGAUAUCCUCCACGCGCACGACGAGGUCAUCACCCUCAACCCUCUCGUCGUCCAUCACCGACCCAUCCCUGCGCCGCGUACAGCCACUGCCGACGAGUACUACAACACUUGGUACGAGAUUGAGGAGCGUAUCCAAUAUAUGCCAUGGGUGGGCAAGGUCGGAUCAGGCAAGAUCUCCUUGAUAGGCUGCUUCCAUAAUAUGCCAUGGGGCCUUCAAACACACAUUUACGCACCAAUGAAUAUUGACCUACGCAAUGAAUAUCGUAUCACGGGAAACCAAAUGGGCGAGGAACCGGCCGAGACGCGCGAUACUGUGCUCGAUUCGCUCGGUGCACCCGCCGACGGGCUCUACCUGCGGGAGGAUAUCGAGAUUCAAUGCAGCAUAGCCGUCGUCAGCUUCGUCAAGGCACAGCUCAAGGCUGCGAGCGAGGAGAUGGCGCAGCGUAUUGUCAGGAGGGCAGGUAGGUUGAGACCGGACGCAGGCGUUAAACGCUACCCAAACACGCCUUCUGGAGACUCGGAGCAGCCGGGUAUUCAACACGUCUCGGAAGGAUCAGUAUCUUCUUCGCCAGGCACAGACAAGCAAGCCAGGAUGGCCGUAGCACCAACAGUGGCCCUGCUGGCCCCGUCUGUCGAAUCUCGAAUCAAAGGGCCCCCCAUGGCCGAAUUCCAACAACAACAGGCUGACGCCGCCAUGUCCACAUCCCAAAGAGUCUGGCAUGCUUCCUAUGAAAGCCUUGAGAGGGGGAGUGACACGGCGCAACUUGUCAAGUCUUAUGCCAAGAUCCUGAUGGCUGUUCUCGGAGAUGGCCAGCAUGAUUCCGCCGAACUGAACGAUCCCACCAGGCGGCAGGACUGCAUGAAGGACUUGGUUCGACAAGGACUGGCGAGGGUUACCACUUCCUCGCGGAUCAGGCAGGGAGUGAGUGAUAUUGCCGAGUAUUGCCUCUCGGCCAAGGCAAUGAUUGAUCUGGCCAUCCAAAACAUACCGCAGGCCGCUCUUCCGUGGGCUGGCGUUUGCAUUGGAUUGCAGAUUCUCUUGAACCCCGCAAAAGCGACAGCAUCCAAUCUAUCUGGCAUCACAUAUGUGAUUUCCAGAAUGGAUUGGUAUUGCGCCUUGACCGAGCAUUUGCUGAAAAAGGACAGCAUCAAUAUCAGAGAUGGGAGUAUUACAGAUAGCGCGUGCGAAAACGUCCUACAACAACUAGAGGCCAAGGUUGUCGAUCUGUACAAGUCUCUUCUUCUAUAUCAGAUGAGAAGCGUCUGCUCCUACUACCGAAACCGAGGCUAUAGUCUUCUUCGCGACCUCGUGAAUUUGGAUGACUGGGACGCCGACGUGAAGUCUAUUCAAGCCGCCGAAAAAUCUCUCCGAAUGGAUUCGGAUCAGUACAACAAGCUGCGCGAGAAGGAGGUUCUGGGAGAACUUGCCAAGAGGGCAGAAGGCAUGCAGGACUUGCUAGGCGACAUUCACCAGACCCUCCAAGACUUUGUUGCUCUGCAGAAAACCAUCCGUAGGGAUGACAUGGACGCAGCCUGCCAAAAAGAUCUGCGCGUCGUCGACCCACAGCAUGACAUGGAGAGGAUUGAGAGAAGCAAGGAUGGGCUCAUCGACGGUGCGUACAACUGGAUCUUUCGAACCCGGGAAUACACCGCAUUCACAAACUGGUACGAUGGCAGCCUUGAAUCCUCACCAAGCCGACUGCUAUGGAUCAAGGGACACGUGGGUACGGGCAAGACUAUGCUCAUGAUUGGCAUCAUUCGCGAGCUGUCCUGCCAGCCUGCCAUUCUCGCACCCAGCCUCUCGUACUUUUUCUGUCAAGGCAAGGACACGGCCUUGAAUAACGCAACGGCCGUCCUGCGAUCCUUGUUGUGGCUUCUGAUCCUUCAACAGCCACAUCUCGGCUCACAUUUACGCCAAAGAUACAACGAGUCGGGUGAGAAUCUCUUCAAAGACCAAAAUGCUUUCUACGCUCUAUCAGAAGUGUUUCGUAAUAUGCUCCAAGAUCCCCGUCUCUCACCAGCCCUCUUCGCCGUCGACGGACUUGACGAGUGUGAGGAGGGGCAAAGUGACCUUGUUCAACUCAUUUCAGCCUCCCUGACGCUGUCCGACAAGGUGAAAUGGAUCGUCACUAGUGAUCCGGCGCUCGAGAUCAAGGCUCCGGGCACGGCAUGUUCCGCGGUCGAGCUCGAUGCCGAAAGGCUAGACGCUCCCGUUCACGAAUACAUUACCCGCAAGCUCUCCAAGCUCCGGACGCGAAAGGGGUAUACAGACGCUGUCAUGGCCAAGAUUUCGGACCAGCUCCACGAGCGAGCUGAAGACAGUUUUCUUUGGGUCGCCCUCGUCUUCAAAAUGCUCGACUCGGAAUACGGGUGGAACGCCACCCGUGUCCUUGAAAGGACACCUCCCGGGCUGCCGAACCUGUAUGGGCAAAUGAUGGGCAAGAUGGAGAAGGACACAAUGGACCGGCAGUGUUGCGAGAACGUCCUGGUUGCCGCGUCUCUGGCCCAUCGCCCGCUCUCCCUCCCCGAGCUUGGUGUCGUGGCCGGCGUCGAACCUGGGAUUGACCUGCCGACCAUUGUGGAGGAAUGCGGCUCGUUUCUGAUGACGAGAGAUGACAAGGUCUUCAUCAUCCACCAGUCCGCCAAGGAUUAUGUGUUGGAAUCAUUCAAGGCUGGGCUCCAGUCUGCUGGAGAUGUCCCGGGACAUGCGAGCAUUGCUCAACGCUCAAUUGAAGCCAUGUCCGUGGUGCUUCGUCGGAACAUGUACGACCUCGACUACGGCUUGAAGCCAGACGAUUUGAAACCACCCGAGCCAGACCCGCUGGCCCCAAUAAGGUACUCGUGCACCUUCUGGGUAGACCACAUGUUGAGCGCCUCGGGUCUCGAGUGUAGCAGAGAGUCAGUGUUGGAAUUUCUCAAGGCACAUUUCCUCCACUGGCUUGAAGCGUUGUCACUCAUGGGGAGGCUCCCAGACGGGGUUUUGUCAGUGCGGAGGCUUCUGCACGCUGCACAGGAAUCAGGGUCAUGUUGCGAGCUUGCAGCGUUCUUGGAGGAUGCUGAAAAGUUUAUCAGCAGCUACGGAUCCAUCAUUGAACGAGCCCCGUUGCAGGCGUUUGGCUCUGCGCUCGUGUUUAGUCCCAUGAAGAGUCUGGUCAGACAGGCGCAUUGGCAAGAGAGGCUGCCGUUUAUCCAGACAGUUGCUGGUGUCAGAAACCAUUGGGACGCUCACAGGCAGAUACUUGAAGGACAUGGCUCCGAGGUCAAGGCUGUCGCAUUUUCACCCGAUGAUAACGCAAUCGCCUCGGCUUCCAGCGACAGCACCGUCCGGCUCUGGGAUGCAGCCACGGGAACAUGCCGGCGGUCGCUCUCUGGACACUGUGGCAAUGUCUGUGCCGUCGCCUUUUCACCUGAUAGCAGCAUGGUUGCCUCGGCUUCAAGCGACUGUAGCAUCCGGUUGUGGGUUGCGGCCACCGGGGCAUGCCGGUGUGCACUCGAGGGGCAUAAAUAUUGGGUUAGCAGCGUAACCUUUUCUCCUGAUGGCAAGAUGAUUGCUUCGGCUUCGGGAGAUCAUACAGUUCGGCUCUGGGAUGCGGCCACGGGAGCGCAUCAACAGACGCUAGAAGGGCAUCGUCGCUCAGUUACUGCAGUUGCCUUCUCGCAUGAUGGCAAGUUGGUUGCCUCGGCUUCAGUUGACCGGACAGUCAGGCUCUGGGAUGUGACCACGGGAGCGUACCAACAAACGCUCACAGGGCAUUCCCGCUCCAUCAACGCAGUCACGUUCUCGCCUGAUGAUAGCAUAGUCGCCUCGGCGUCCGGGGACUGUACUGUCCGACUCUGGGAUGCUACCACGGGAGCGCAUAAACAGACGCUCAAGGGACAUGGUAGCUGGAUUAAUGCUGUUAUUUUCUCGCUUGACGGCAUGUUGAUCGCCUCGGCUUCACACGAUUGUACUAUCCGGCUCUGGGAUGCUACUACGGGUGUGUUACGUGAGACACUCGACGGACGUCAUCGAGUGAACGACGUUGCCUUCUCAGCUGAUGGCAAGAUUAUCGCCUCCGCAUCGGCCGACGGGACCGUCCGGCUGUGGGAUGUGGCUUCGCUGGCGUAUAGACAGACACCCACAGGCCAUACUCAUUGCGUCAACGCAAUCGACUUCUCAUAUGACGGUACGAUAGUCGCCUCAGCUUCAGGUGACUGCACCGUUCGGCUCUGGGACGCCUCUACGGGAGAGUGCCGGCAAAUAGUUGAGGGGCAUAAUGGUUCUGUCAAUACAGUUGCCUUCUCUCCAUGUAGCAAAAUGCUUGCAUCAGCUUCUAGCGACCGCCAUGUCCGGCUGUGGAAUGCUACUACGGGGAGUUGCGAGCAGAUACUCCAGGGCCACAUCAGUGAUAUUAAGGCUAUUGCCUUUUCCCCUGAUGGUUCUGUGGCUGCCUCAGCAUCAGAUGAUUGUACUAUUCGUCUGUGGAAUGUAGCUACAGGGGCACACCAGCAAACCCUUGAUGGGUAUAGCGGUGAGGUCAAGGCUAUCGCCUUUUCGCCCGACGGCAAAGUAGUUGCGUUGAGUUUGAGCGAUGGCAUUCCCUGGCUCUGGGACGUGGCCACUGGAGCGCAGUGGCAGCUCAUCCAGGGGGGUGAUUCGGCUCCCAUGGCGCUGUCGCCCGACGGCAAGAUAUCCGCCUCGGCUUCAGACGAUGGCAGUACCAUCCGACUCUGGGACGAGGUCGCAGGAGCGCACCAACAGUUGUUUCUCGGGUUAUUGGAAAAGGAGCGUCCAAAGCAUGCUCCAUGUGUUUGUGGGGAGUGGAUAACUCUCAACGGCAGGAACCUACUUUGGCUUUCCAAGGACUACAGGCCUACAAGUGUAGCUCUGCAUGAUGAUAUGAUAGUUUUGGGCUAUGGUACCGGCGGGCUAACAUUUUUGAAGAUGAAUUUGGAUUUGGACAGUGGAUAG